Molecule: messenger RNA, 632 nt
Organism: Rhipicephalus microplus (southern cattle tick)
Lineage: Eukaryota; Metazoa; Arthropoda; Arachnida; Ixodida; Ixodidae
Biological process (GO): symbiont-mediated perturbation of host defenses
Source: RefSeq, a predicted model, not a curated record
GCGCUCAGUGGUAGCAACUGCAGGCUCAACACCGAAACAGAUAUGCGGACUUCGGCAUGUGUCGUACUUAUCAUCGUCUCUCUGGUCGAUAGAAAUGGUGUGUGCGCGAACCCGAAGACAUUGAAGGAUGAUUUCAACCCUUUCAAGUUCAAAGGCAAGUGGUGGGUGGAUAGCUUCAGCCAAGCUAUCUACGGAGACACAGAUCGCUGUGCUCAUUUCACGAUACAAAGAGACCACGACAACGUCUACAGAAUCAAGGCGGAAUACAUCGACACUGACAACGAGCUCGUAGAAAUGAGCGUCGAUGUGAAUGAAGAUCAACGGCACCCCUCAAGGUUCAUGCUGAAGAUCAGUGAUGACGUUAUUAUGGAGACUGCCAUUAUCGACACGGACUACGACAACUGGGCCGUUGUCUGGGCCAAGAGUGGGACAGCGGCUGCAUACCAUGUUGUGACUCGGAAACCAAACGCCGAAGAUCAGUUCCUUUCUGCGAUUCAAGCUGCCCUGGACAAGGAAGGCCUAAAGAAAGAUGAUUUCAAAAAAGUGCCGAAUAUGGACUGCUCUAAAAAGGAUACAAUAUAAUCGAUAAAAAGCGAAUAAAUAUACAACAAAAUAAACACUUUGUUCAUUUU